UCUCUCUCUCUCUCUCUCUCUCUCUCUCUCUCUCUCGAGUUUUCUGUCAUUUCUAGAAUAUUGGGUAGCAAAGCUGCACUGAUGUCGACUCGAUAACGAAGAAGAUGUUUGAAAUAGUCAAACAGUCUUUCUUCAAUAUGUGUGUCCAGCCAACAUUAGUUUUUGACAAAGAAGAAGAGUUUUUCAUUGGUCGUACCUUUUGUCAUGCGAUAUUCUCAAAUACGGAGUAACCAUGAAUGUAUCGUUCAAGACUAGUUCCAGAAGGAUUGUCUGAAACUGUCAGCAGUCUUUCUUCAAUCUGUUUUUCCAGUCGGCACUGAAGCUAAAAGGAGAAGCGAAUGAACACCCGAGAACUGAGUUGAGUUAGAUUACCAUUUCAAAGCUGAGCUAUGAAAAAACAUGGCUGAAAGUGGAAGCUAUAGGUAUGCAAUGGACGACAUGGAUAUCGUUCGAUUUCUGACUUCCACAGUGGGCAGUUUCAUUCAGGAUCGGUUGGUUGACAAAGAACAGAGAACCCAACACAAGGAACAAUGUGCAGAAAGAUUAGCAGCUGAAGAUGGAACCUCGGAUAAAGACAAGGAAAUCCGGUACUCUGAUCAAGCGGUAUUAGCCAAUUUGGAUUGGGGCAUUGAUGCUCUUGAAGAAGCAAUUAACACAUCCAAUAUGGAAGCUAAGCUCGCACGAUUGGAUUACGCGGAGAAGAUGUUACAAGUGUGUGCUAUGUUGAAUUCUAGCCAUAAAACCGCUGGGGUACCUAAUUUCUAUCUUUCUGCUUGGGCUCACCUCAACCUUUCUUAUAUGUGGAUAUUGCGAGACAAUGUCCACAAUGCAAUUUUUCAUGUCCUUGAGAUGUUUACAGUUGACCCUUUCUUUUCCCGGAUUGAUUUUGCUCCUGAACUGUGGACAACUCUAUUUCUUCCACACAUGAGCUCAAUUGUUGGGUGGUAUUCGGAGGAGAGACACAGACUCGUGAUGGAUGUUAUCCCUGAUUCCACUGAUUUGUCCUUUACGAUGGAUUUUGAUCAAUUUUUCAGUGAAUCCUUGAUGUUAUCAAUAAGGCCGGAUCAAACAGAGAAAAUGCAGAAGCUUGAGCAGGUUUAUGGGCAGUCCUUGGAUGAAAAUACAAGGCUUUAUGCAAAAUACUAUAAAGACUGCAUGACCUUUGAUUCUAGCACUAGCAGGAAGGCCAUUCCAAUGAUGCCAAUUGUUGAGCCGCCUAUGACUCCUUUGCACGAAGUGAGCCGGUCAAUCCCAGAUUAUGUUAAAUUCGGUCCCAUCUUGCCUAAGAGUGCUGGGUUUUCCCCAGUUCUCAAAUAUAGAGAGAACGCAAGAGAAGCUUCCAGAUCAAGUGUAACUUCCACCUUCUCAGAGAACCUGGAGGAGACUGCUAUGUGGGUUCCACAAGAAGGCAUUCCUGAGGAAAAUGAAGAAGAUUCUGACGAGGAGAGUGAUCUUUAUGAACAUUCUGACACUCUCUCUGGUAAACGAGUAUCUCUUAACAGCUUUGUAACGAAGAAGGAAGGGGAAACUAGCCCAAACCUACAGCCAAAUAAAGUGAAUAGUCGAAUGUAUUCUCCUACAAUCUUCUCUCCUAACUAUUCUACCGAAAGUGGAUCAGUAAAGUCUUCUUCUCCCAAACCAGACCCGCCUUCUAAAAAAGAAGCUCCUUCUAUGUCACGCCUUUUGUCUUUUCGUAUGAGGGCUGCCCCAAUUUUGUCCUCCUUGCCUGUGUCUCCUCAAUUCCAUAAUGAUUCCAGCGUUAGCCCUGGAGACACAGAUGGUGAAACGAUGGAUCAACAGAAAAGCAGCAGGAAAAACGGCAGACGCACCAUGAGUUAUGGAAAUGGGACUAGCCAAAUGAUUGAAAACAGUUAUCUGGAUGAAAGUGAUGAAGGAAGCCCGAGUUAUGUUUCUCUCCCGCUGUCUGAGAAGCCGACUCCUCAUUCAAAACUACCAAAAGACUUUGUCUGUCCCAUCACCGGCCAGAUUUUUGGUGACCCGGUUACACUUGAAACAGGUCAGACAUACGAAAGAAAAGCAAUUCAGGAAUGGUUGAAAAGAGGAAACACAACGUGUCCCAUUACCCGGCAGCCUAUAUCUGCGACUUCCAUGCCGAAAACAAACUACGUUUUGAAAAGGUUAAUCACAUCUUGGAAAGAGCAACACCCUGACCUUGCUCAGGAGUUUUCAAACUCCGAAACACCAAGAAGUUCCUUUGGCUCUUCCACUUCAAAAGGAAAUCUCUCAGGGUCCUCUCCUUCUAGAACCUUCAGUACAUACAAUCUUAGGACCAGGGAUGAAUCUAAUAACAAUAACACCAGAAGAUUACCUCGCCCCCCUGUGGUGACAUCUCCGACUAGUGUGAUAUCUCAAGCUGCUCUUGAAACAAUGAUCAAUGGCUUAAAACCGUACAUCACAUGUCUAUGUACUUCGGAGGACUUAAAAGAGUGUGAAGCAGCUGUGUUGACAAUUGGCAGGAUAUGGAAGGACUCAAAAUCCGAUGCAGGGCUUCAUUCAUAUUUUUCAAACUCAAUGGUAAUAACUGGAUUUGUGGAAAUUCUGUCAGCUUCUAUGGAGACAGAAGUUCUCAGAACAUCGGUUUGCAUCCUCUCUGAAUUAAUAUCUGCAGACGAUAGGGUUGCUGAGUCUCUUACACAUGUAGAUCGUGAUUUUGAUUGCUUGGCUUCUCUGCUAAAAAAUGGUCUAACUGAGGCUUCUGUUCUUAUAUACCAAUUGAGGCCAACAUUCUCUCAACUUUCGUCUCAUGACCUUAUACCCUCCCUUGUCCAACUUAUUCUAACAAGAAACGAAGACCUAGAUGAAAAUAAAUUAGUAAUGGAUCCAGAAGAUGCUGCAUUAGCAAUACUUGAGCAGAUAUUGUUGGGAGGAGACGAGAACAGCAGGUCUGUUAAUGCUAUGGCUGUCAUAUCUGCAAAUGCAAUUCCAGCCUUAAUUGAGCGCUUGGAUAGGGUGGAAGGAAGAGAGGUCAUUGUAACCAUACUGUUGUGCUGUAUUCACGCAGAUAAGGGCUGCAGGAACUUGAUAGCAAGCAGAAUUGAGUUUUCUCAUGUUCUGGAAUUGUUUCAUGCUGGAAAUGAUAGCGCGAGGGGCAUAUGUAUAGAUUUUCUAUCCGAAUUAGUUCAACUGAGCAGGAGAACAUUCUGCAAUCAGGUGCUACAGAUGAUCAAGGAUGAAGGCGCAUUUAGUUCUAUGCACAGCUUUCUUGUCUAUCUACAAAUGGCUCCAAUGGAACAGCAACCUGUUGUUGCUACUCUUCUUCUUCAGCUUGAUCUCCUGGCUGAACCCCGAAAGAUGAGCAUUUACAGGGAAGAAGCUAUAGAGGCAUUAAUUGAAGCACUUUGCAAGAAACACUUCCCUAAUUCUCAAAUCACAGCACUUGAUGCCCUAUUAUCUCUUUCUGGGCGUCUGACUCCCUCAGGGAAGCCUUACAUUGAAGCCUGGUUACUCAAAAUUGCCGGAUUUGAUCAACCGUACUAUGCUUUGAUGCGAGCAGAAAGGACAAAAACACAUGAAAUUGCAUUGACAGGGACAAUGGAAGAUGAGGAGAAAGCUACAAGUUCUUGGGAGAAAAGGGUAGCUUUUGUACUUUGCAACCAUGAAAAAGGAGCCAUUUUUAGAGCACUUGAAGUGUGUCUUGAGAAUAACUCCAUAGCCAUGGCAAAAUCAUGCCUUGUCAUUGCCACUUGGCUCAUAGACAUGCUCUAUUGUCUUCCUGAUACUGGUAUAAGAGACGUUGCCCGAAAGGCUUUGCUUGACCAGUUCAUAAAUGUGCUGCAAUCGUCAAAAAACAUUGAGGAGAAGAUCUUGGCAACACUAGCUUUGAAAAACUUCAUUGCUGAUCCAGGUGCACUAAAUGAACUAGGGGUGUAUGCCAAGUGCAUGUACAAAACGUUGAGAAAGCUAAAGAGGAAUUCCACAAUGGUCAAUGACAUACUGAAAACAUUGAUGAACUUGCCAUCCGUUGACGCAUCAGGGCUGUGGGGUUGUGCUGAAGCGGCUGAGUUAGAUUCUUGUGCAAAUGGUGAGGUCUUGUGUCUGCUACAUGUAAAAGGCCGUAUAAUAAGCAGUCAUUCUGACGGGACUAUAAAGGUGUGGGAUGCUGGUACGAGGGUUCCACAACUGCUUCAGGAAGUGCGUGAACACAUAAAAGCUGUCACAUGCCUCUAUGUUUCGUCGUCAGGCGAUAAACUGUACAGUGGCUCCAUGGACAAAACGAUUCGGGUAUGGGCAAUCAAACAGGAAGCCAUUCACUGCUUUCAGAUUCACGACAUGAAAGAUGCAGUCCUGGAGUUAACGGCAAAUUCCAACAUUGCAUGCUUUUCCACCCAAGGAACUGGAGUUAAGAUAUACAAUUGGUCCGGGGUUCCAAAGCAUAUCAACUUCAACAGAAAUGUUAAAAGCCUUGCCAUGACCGACGCUAAACUAUACUGUGGAUGCACUGGUUACAGUAUCCAGGAGGUGGAUCUAAGCACAUACACAUCCACUGUGUUCUAUGCUGGUGCAAAAAAAUUGCUAGGGAAACAAAAUAUACGUUCUCUACGUAUCCAUAAUGGUCUUCUAUUUGCUGGUGGAUCUUCUGUUGAUGGCAUAGCAGGGAAGGUCUUCUCUCUGUCCACAAAGGCAACAAUAGGGUCAUUCUCUACGGCACUAGACAUUCACUGCAUGGCAGUGAACAAUGACUUCAUUUUUACAGCCUCGAAAUGGGGGUUCAUUGAAGUAUGGUUAAAGGAGAGAGUCACAAGAUUUGCAUACAUCAAAAUGCCCGGUGGAGGAAAUGCCAGAAUUACAUCAUUGGCAUCAGAUUCAAAUGGAGAGAUGCUUUUUGCUGGCUCCUCUGAGGGCAAAAUCCAGGUUAGAACACUUGCCAUACUUAACAAUAUGCUAGUAGGAAUAUGAUAGCGGUUUCAUGUGUUUAAUACGAAAGUUUCGAUUCUAAUUCACAAGUCCAUUUUAUGUUUGAAAUUAAAGAGUAAACGGUGUAAACAAAAACAUCAAGUAGCUUGUGGCUUCUACCCUGUCACCACCACCAAUUCUUAUUA
Molecule: messenger RNA, 5060 nt
Organism: Rhododendron vialii
Lineage: Eukaryota; Viridiplantae; Streptophyta; Magnoliopsida; Ericales; Ericaceae
Product: putative E3 ubiquitin-protein ligase LIN-1
Exons: 16
Coding region: 400-4917 (1505 amino acids)
Biological process (GO): protein ubiquitination
Molecular function (GO): protein binding; ubiquitin-protein transferase activity
Source: RefSeq, a predicted model, not a curated record